AUGGCGCUCAUCAACCUGUUCAACGACUCCAUGUUCAGUGACCCCUUCUCCGAAUUCGACCGCCUCUUCGACGAGGCCUUCGCUCGCCGCACUGACGGGACAGCAUCUAACAACCAGCUGCAGAAACAGCAGCCCACAAACAACGUACCCCGCGUCUUGCGCCCUAGAGUCGACGUCCACGAGGACAAGGAAAAGAACCUCGUCAACGCGACGUUCGAGCUCCCGGGUAUCAAUAAGCAGGACGUAAACAUCGACCUCCGUAGCAAUGUGCUCACCGUCUCCGGAGAGUCCAAGGACGAGUCAGAGAAGCAAGAGAACGGCUUCGUCGUGCGCGAGCGACGGUUCGGCCGCUUCGCGCGUUCAUUGCCCGUCCCAGAGGGGAUCAAGCCAGAGGACAUCAAGGCGUCGAUGGAUAAUGGUGUCCUGACCGUCACCUUCCCGAGACAGGCAGCGGUUCCUCAGCCCCAGCGGAUCACCGUGUCCUGA
Molecule: messenger RNA, 486 nt
Organism: Trametes versicolor FP-101664 SS1
Lineage: Eukaryota; Fungi; Basidiomycota; Agaricomycetes; Polyporales; Polyporaceae
Product: HSP20-like chaperone
Exons: 3
Coding region: 1-486 (161 amino acids)
Biological process (GO): protein complex oligomerization; response to salt stress; response to hydrogen peroxide
Source: RefSeq, a predicted model, not a curated record